Molecule: messenger RNA, 2223 nt
Organism: Nematolebias whitei (Rio pearlfish)
Lineage: Eukaryota; Metazoa; Chordata; Actinopteri; Cyprinodontiformes; Rivulidae
Product: xenotropic and polytropic retrovirus receptor 1 homolog
Exons: 16
Coding region: 151-2223 (690 amino acids)
Biological process (GO): phosphate ion transport; cellular response to phosphate starvation
Cellular component (GO): Golgi apparatus; plasma membrane; cytoplasm
Molecular function (GO): inositol hexakisphosphate binding
Source: RefSeq, a predicted model, not a curated record
AGGCUGUAAUCUUUGGAUGAGAGUUUGUGUGUAAAACGUUUCUGGAGCAGCACAGCGGAAGUCUCUGCUUCUCUGUAGAACGGUUCUGGUUCUGGUCCUGGUCCUGGUGACACCAAGAGCAGAAGAGAAGAAAACCAGCCGGCUGUCAAAAUGAAAUUUACGGAACAUCUCUCAGCUCAUAUCACCCCGGAGUGGAGGAAACAGUACAUCCAGUAUGAGGCUUUCAAGGAGAUGCUGUAUGCUGCCCAGGACCAAGCACCAUCUGUUGAAGUGACAGAUGAGGAUACAGUCAAGAGGUACUAUGCCAAGUUUGAGGAAAAGUUUUUCCAGACAUGUGAAAAGGAACUUGCCAAAAUCAACACCUUUUAUUCUGAAAAGCUGGCUGAGGCUCAGCGACGGUUUGCCACCCUGCAGAAUGAACUGCAGUCCUCGCUGGAUGCCCAGAGGGAGAGCUUGGCCAGUGGGCGGGGCCUCAGGAGGAGGAGGACUGUGUUUGCCCUGUCACAGAAGGAGCGAUGCAAACACAGGAACAUACAAGACCUGCAGCUGGCAUUUUCUGAGUUCUACCUUAGCCUCAUUCUGCUCCAAAACUACCAGAACCUGAACUUCACAGGUUUCCGAAAAAUCCUCAAGAAGCAUGAUAAAAUUUUGGAAACAUCCAGGGGGGCCGACUGGAGGGUGGGCCACGUUGAAGUGGCUCCAUUUUACACCUGCAAGAAGAUCACACAGCUCAUUUCUGAGACUGAGGCGUUGGUCACCACAGAGUUGGAAGGAGGAGACCGGCAGAAGGCCAUGAAGAGGCUGAGGGUUCCUCCACUGGGAGCUGCACAACCUGCUCCUGCGUGGACCACCUUCAGAGUCGGACUUUACUGUGGAGUGUUUCUUGUCUUAAUAGUCACUGUGGUCAUUACAGGAGCUGUGACGAUUAAAAGUUCUAAAAUUUGGCCAAUGGUUCGAAUCUACAGAGGAGGCUUCCUGAUAAUAGAGUUCCUCUUCCUUUUAGGAAUCAACACAUAUGGCUGGAGGCAGGCUGGAGUUAAUCAUGUUCUCAUAUUUGAGCUCAACCCCCGAAAUAACCUGUCUCACCAGCAUCUGUUUGAGAUUGCAGGCCUGUUGGGGGUGCUGUGGUGCGUCAGCCUGCUUUCCUGUCUCUUCUAUGAGAGCAUCCUGGUUCCAAUGCAGGCCAACCCUUUGGCUCUUUAUGGCUUUUUUCUCCUGUUCCUCAUCAAUCCUUUCAAGACCUGCUAUUACAAAUCACGCUUCUGGCUGCUCAAACUCUUGUUUCGAGUGGUCACUGCUCCUUUCCAUCAUGUUGGCUUUGCUGACUUCUGGCUGGCUGACCAGCUGAACUCCCUGGUGGUGGUUCUGAUGGACCUGGAGUAUAUGAUCUGUUUCUACAGUUCUGAGCUGACCUGGACAGGAUACGAAGGACUCCUAAUUAACACCGAACAAAGCAUGUGUAACACCUACUCCUACGGCAUCCGUGCUGUCAUCAAGUGUCUUCCAGCAUGGUUUAGAUUUGCCCAAUGUCUGCGACGUUACCGGGACACCAAACGGGCUUUUCCUCAUCUGGUUAAUGCUGGGAAGUACUCUACAUCCUUCUUUGUUGUCACCUUCUCUGCCCUCUACAGCACGCACAAAGGUGCCCGCUCUGAAGCUCAGAUCUACUUCUAUCUGUACAUUGCCUGUUUGGUGAUCAGCUCUUGUUAUACACUGAUCUGGGAUCUGAAGAUGGACUGGGGCCUGUUUGAUCGCAACGCAGGAGAAAAUACCUUCCUGAGAGAGGAGAUUGUCUACCCACACAAGGCUUACUACUACUGUGCCAUUGUGGAGGAUGUUCUCCUGCGUUUUGUCUGGAUUUUAACAAUCACCCUCACCUCGCUCACUAGUUUUUCAGACAUCGCAGACGUUUUGGCUACAGUAUUGGCUCCACUAGAAGUCUUUAGGCGUUUUGUGUGGAACUUUUUUCGUCUGGAGAAUGAGCAUCUGAAUAACUGUGGUGAGUUCAGGGCUGUCAGAGACAUCAGUGUGGCGCCGCUCAAUGCUGAUGACCAGACGCUGCUGGAACAAAUGAUGGACCAGGAAGAUGGAGUGAGGAACCGGCAGGGCAAGAAAACCUGGAAGAGGAGCUACAGUAUGAGUCUGCGCCGACCACGACUGGCCUCACAGUCAAAGACUCGGGACACCAAGGUUCUGAUUGACGACACCGACGAUGAUUCCUGA